Molecule: messenger RNA, 1313 nt
Organism: Pristis pectinata (smalltooth sawfish)
Lineage: Eukaryota; Metazoa; Chordata; Chondrichthyes; Rhinopristiformes; Pristidae
Gene: rwdd3
Product: RWD domain containing 3
Exons: 4
Coding region: 111-890 (259 amino acids)
Biological process (GO): positive regulation of hypoxia-inducible factor-1alpha signaling pathway; positive regulation of protein sumoylation
Molecular function (GO): protein binding
Source: RefSeq, a predicted model, not a curated record
GUCCGGCCGGUCGCCCUCUCUCACCGACACCCCGCACUGCAGCUGCUCCAGCGCUCGCCGAGCCUUGAGCGGCGGAAGAGCUCUCCAGCCCCCGCCCCGGAACCCACUCCAUGGCCGCCGAGGAGGAGGCGGCCGCCCUCCGGGCCAUUUACAACGGCGACUUCCAACUUCUCUCCCAGUCAGAAUCUGAAGGGAUUACUUUCCAAAUCUGUGACAUCUGUGAACACCACACAAAGAAAAUGCAGUUCAAAGUUACUUUUCAGUUAUCCCCUGGCUACCCAUACUGUCUGCCAGAUAUCUCCAUCAGCUCAGAUCAACUUAGUCGCAAGCAGUGCUCUGAUUUGAAACAAAACUUGCUGCGGUACGCAGAGACCCUUCUCUCCCAGCCCAUGGUCUAUGAGCUGAUGACGUGGCUCCAGCAGAACACUGAGAACAGCCUGGGUCAGCCAACAGUGGGUGAGGCUGAUGAAGGAGACAACCAACAGCACCAGACCAAUGCUGAUGAUGGUACAUGGAUGGCCCUUUUGCAUUUAGAUCACAUGAGAGCCAAAGGAAAGUACAUCAGAAGCAUAGAAAAGUGGACUUCUGACCUAAGACUCACAGGAAGACUGAUGUUCAUGGGCAAACUUAUAUUAAUUCUUCUACAAGGGGAGAAGAAAGAUAUCAAGGAUUAUCUAGUUCUCCAGAAAACCACCAAGGUGGAUGUGGACUCCAGUGGAAAAAGAUGCAAAGAAAAGAUGAUAAGUGUUCUUUGUGAAGAAAAACUUCAAGCAGGCCAGCAGAGGCUUACAGACUUUGCCGUGAAAGAAUUUACAUCAGGGUGUGAGUUACACCAAGAAUUUGAAGCUCUGGGCUUAUCUGACCUCUAUGACAAGUUUGUACAGUUUUAAAAUGUCCCUUCAACCUGGAUAGAAAGAAGAAAAUAAAACCAAGGUCUCUGACUUUCUGGGGAAAUUGGGAAUUCAGCACUACUCUGCUUCAGCUGGUUUAGCCAAUGCUUGAGUAAUACAUGCGGCCACUGAAAUCCAUGACGUGUGGACAUAAGCUCUGGUAUAAAUCUUUACAGGAUACAUUAAGAAAUCAUUAAGAAAUCUGUCAACUAGUUUUUUUUUCCUUGUCUGAAUCUAUUAAUAAAAUGAAUGGACUUAAAUGAAUGCUAUUUGGUAUAAGCAGAUCUAUAAUCUUCAUUGAAUUGAUAUUUACGGAAUAAUUUCUUUUAAAGUUGAAUUAUUGAAAACAGAUAUAAUAGUUUCUUGAGACUGCAGUCUAGUCAGUUAUCAUAUGUGUACAAUAAAGCACUUGACAAUCGUGAA